Paramecium tetraurelia is the source of this 252-nucleotide messenger RNA. RefSeq lists its product as uncharacterized. The transcript is spliced from 2 exons. Lineage: Eukaryota; Ciliophora; Oligohymenophorea; Peniculida; Parameciidae. The record is from RefSeq and is a predicted model, not a curated record.
AUGUGUAAAAUCUAAGAAUUUAAUCAGCCAAUUCUAAACUAAAUUUAGAAAUCUUUGGUCUUUGAUAAAAUUGAUCAACCCUAAUCGAACGGCUUUUAAAUUGUUGAUUAUUUUCAUAAAUAAUGCAAAAAUGUCUCGGAGUGGAUGUUUAACCAUGAUUAAUUGAAGUUAGAACUCUAAAAGGAACAGGAAGUAGUUGUACUGUAAAUAAAGGAUAUUGGAAAGGCGGAGAAGUUGCUUUAAAAAAGAUGA